Pleurotus ostreatus (oyster mushroom) is the source of this 3279-nucleotide messenger RNA. RefSeq lists its product as uncharacterized. The transcript is spliced from 4 exons. The record is from RefSeq and is a predicted model, not a curated record. Bases 1 to 3279 code for a protein of 1092 amino acids. Lineage: Eukaryota; Fungi; Basidiomycota; Agaricomycetes; Agaricales; Pleurotaceae.
AUGUCCCACCAAUUCCCAAUAAUCGAGGACGCAGACAACCUGAAAUUGGACAAAGUCAUCAAUGCAGUAUUGGAGAACCCGAAAAGGGCCAGUCGACGGUUUCGAAAGGAACGCGAGCGGGCACAUUCGAAUACACCCAAGGCCGCCUUGUUAUCACUCCUCAUUAGCAAAGAGUAUGCUGCCAAGCAAACACAUCAACUGCUUGACUUCACUCUUGCCCAACUCGAGGACUCAACUCGUAGGCUGGCGGAGAGUCCGCAAACCAGAUAUGCGUCCGACAUCUCACCCGAGUUCUCAAACAAGGUCGUCCAAAGCGUAUACGACGCGCAGGAAGUUGCCUCUCGCGCUCAAAGCAAUGCAAAUGCCUACAAGUUCCAGCUGGAGGAAGCAGCGAAGGAAAUCCAGCGGGCAAAUGAGUCGAUGCGACUCUUGCAACAGCAACGGGAGGAGGCAGAGAGACAGGCGGCUGAAGCAAGAGACGUGGCCAGACAAAUACGCGAGGAACACCUAAUUCUUAUGGCUAGGGAGGAAGGGCGACGGUCCGGCUUUGAUGACGGGUUCGAGCAUGGGCGUCAGGUUGCUCGGGCACAAAGAGAGAGGUUGAGAAUCGAGUCGGGACGCAGGCGGUCAAGGACAAGCUCAAGGAUGAUCGAAGAUGUAAGGGUUGAUCCCGAGCCCGAGCCUCAGACAACACCAACCAGCGAGACAGCUAUUCCCGUGCCACCCCCACGUUCGCCUACACCAGAGGUAUUGACCCCCAUUCCUGAGGUCGCCACUCCGGAGCCGCAGCCUGUUCCCGAAGUAAUGCGUCAGCCAGAGCGAUCUUCGUUUGUGAUAGAACGUCCGUCGUCCGUCGCGUCACGAAGUACGCGUUCAUCCCUUCGCCGCCAACCCGCCUUUUCCUCCCUGCAAGAAAGAAGUUCAGACGUAUUCCUCGAUUCGCCUGGCGGGAACCCGGACGCGAUGCCUUCAUUCCCCACUCAGCCCUCGGUAUCGUCUUCUCAGCUUGGACCUGAGGUAACGCCCACGCCCGCCGCGAGACCGCCUUCGGGGACGUUUGAGAACAUGCCAGAGGCCAUCGUCAUGCCUCAACCGGCUGCUCAAGAACGUCCUCGCUCCGUAUCUUCCUUUGGUGCAGUACCACCUCCAGGAAUGAUAUCAGACCAGCACGCUCCCCCGGCAGGUUCUAUGUCACCCGCUCCCCCUCCAGGUGUUAUCUCAUCGUAUACCCCUGUACCACGACCCGCCUCUGCGGCCAGUACUGUUACACUGACUUCACGUCCCCGUGUUCGAUCUGACGCCCAGCACAGCACACGCCCAAGUUCGGCGGCUAGUAGUACGGCGGCUGCUCCAGCGCAUUACCUGCGCAUGCCGGAACCCCCGCCUUCUCUGAUUCGAUCAUCUAGCACUCGAAGUGGAUCAUCUGGACCAACGUCCGUCCGUUCCACCUCUUUCGGCGCAGCGCCGCCUCCGCCGCCAAUGGCUCCUUCAGAGUCCGUUCCUCGACAACCAAGCCGAAGCAGUUCCAGGGCAAGCUCUUCGAAUCAUUCAUACGGAGCGGCACCCGUGCCACCGCCCAUGAUCUCGAUGCAUGCCGCUCCUAUAUACCACGGCAGAAGCAGUUCAGUACAAGGGAUCUAUGGGAGCACGUAUGGUACAGCGCCGCCUCCUCCACCCAUGGCACCAUCGGAACCCGUCGCCCGACAACCUAGUAGAAGUAGUUCUAGACAAGGCCCUGCUCAUCCAAGUGUGUACGGCGUAGCACCCCCACCUCCGCCUAUGAUGCCGGCGGACCCUGUCGCCCGACAACCCAGCAGAAGUAGUUCUAGGCAAGGUUCUUCUGCCCAUCCAAACUUGUAUGGUGUGGCGCCUCCGCCUGCACCUAUGAUGCCAGCGGAUUACGCCCCCCGACAACCCAGUCGCAGUGAAUCGAGACCGAACCUGUACCGAACAGCGAUAUACGGCCCUGCGACUGGUUCAACAGAUUACUUGCCACCGCGAACUCGAUCUACUAGUUUAUCAAGCGCUGGAUCGAUGCCUCGACCAGAGCCUCCAACACCUUCUUCAACCGCUACAGGAUUCUCUCAGCUCGAAUUAAUGAACUUCCCCAACCCUGCUAUGGAAUAUACGAAUAUUAGUCGGCGUGAUAGGCGUGACAGCUUGCGAGAUAGGGAUAGGGAUCGUUAUGUUAAUGAGCUUACCGCCAUCCCAGAGCAUCUCACCGGAAGCAGUCGAACGAGCCAGAGUCCCAAUGUCCACGUGAACACUAGUCCUCACUCGACAUUCGACCCUUCCCUUCCCCCGCCACCCUUUUCAGCGCAAUCAGCGCAGUCAUGGUCGUCUAUCCCAACAGUCCCGACGCCGUCUUCCAUUUCAUCGAACUGGCUCCCCCAUUCAGACAGGGACCCGCCUGAGUGGGCUCUUCCUGUACCCAACCCAACGCUCACCACACGCGCAGCCUCUCCGACUACUCCUGAGAUCGUUGUGAUACCCGACAACGAUCCCAGCGGGCACGUACCACCCCCCUUUGACCUUGAACAUGACAAUUUCUUAGGUCCUUCAUCCGCCCGACGAAGCGGAUUCCCUUCGCAUAAUUCUUCUAGCACCGUAGACAGUCGCCGUUAUUCUACGGAGAGCUCAAGCACAGUAGGGAUCACCAUUGAGCCUCCUUCUCGCCCGUCUUCUGUCACUGGUCAGAGUCGGCCUCCUUCUGUCACUGGCAUCGGCUUGCUGAGCCCCAAUCAUGCCCAUACGAAUUUACCGACGGUACCCAGCCAACCGAAUCCACAAUCAACACCCGUCAUACCAGCACCCGCUAAUGGUCUUCCUCCAGGAUUUGUGGCUAUGGCGUUCACAUCCCCAGCAAAUGCACCGUCUCCUCUCCAUCCGGUGCCUUCAAGUCCCUCGGGUCACGGUCGAGCCACACCACGAAGCCCUUACGCACCCGUACUCCCAUUAUCCACGGAAGCUCCAGUUAUUCCAGUUAUUCCUGGAGACUUCCCCGGUGAUAGCGAACCACAAGCUGGUUCUUCACACACACGUGCUGGUUCCUCAGGCGGAGCUGAGUCUUAUGCCGUCGCGCCCACUCCGCCUGGAUUCUCUUAUCCCGCCCCUCUUGGUGCAACACCAGGAGGCGGGGCAUAUCUGAGGGCACUCCCGAACCGCGACAAUGAGGAUUCAGGUACCGAGGAGCCUGUUAAACCGCCAACACCACCACCGGUUGCAGCUCCCAAGGCUAAGGCUGGGAAAGCUGGCAAGGGACGCGGUCGCAAACGGUAG